Messenger RNA from Bicyclus anynana (squinting bush brown), 5883 nucleotides. RefSeq names its product cap-specific mRNA (nucleoside-2'-O-)-methyltransferase 1 (gene Cmtr1). The coding region runs from base 307 to 3270 and encodes 987 amino acids. The transcript is spliced from 15 exons. Lineage: Eukaryota; Metazoa; Arthropoda; Insecta; Lepidoptera; Nymphalidae. The record is from RefSeq and is a predicted model, not a curated record. Gene Ontology annotation, biological process: 7-methylguanosine mRNA capping. Gene Ontology annotation, molecular function: methyltransferase cap1 activity; nucleic acid binding. Gene Ontology annotation, cellular component: cytoplasm; nucleus.
CUGACAGCUCGCUGACAGGCAGGGCAUUCCCGCAUCAAAUCAGCGCUAUAGUUUUUCUCAAUAAUAAUACCGAACAAAUCAAAUCGCAAUUAGAAUUAAUAUUUAAUUUAUUAGUAGUUACAGAUUGAAACGAUUUGUUUUGUAAUGCCUAACUGUUGAAGCGAAGUUAAGCAUUCAAAGCCAAGGUGCUUUAUUUCUCUGACACGACAAAGUAACCAAGUUAACAACAUUUUAUGUAGAACAUUCAGCAUUUUUAUAGAAUUGCAGGAUUUAUUGAUUGGAAGGUGCCGAUAAAAGAAGGCAAUCAUGAACCUUUCAGAUUCCUCUGAUGAAGAUUCAAGCAGUGAUGAAUGCCCUGUUCCAACAAAGCGUUCCCGUGCUGACACGCAUGGUGCUUCAUCCACAACCUCCCAUGGAUCUGUGGCUCAAGAUUCAGAUGAUGACUCUCCAGGCCCUCAGUAUACAGAUAAGUACCCCACAGAAACUAAGCCAAGUAAAAUUAAACAUACCUAUACUGAUCAAAGUCCAGGGAGAUCAAACAGAUUUAGCAGAAGUAGCCUGAGUGAAAAUUGUUCCUCUCCAAAUGAACGUGACGAUUAUCGGCCAAGUUUUCAUGAUAAUGAUGGUGAGGAGACAUCUAGACGUGCAAGCUUUCAAGGAUCUGUUGACAACACAUUUUAUAGUAAAUCAUCUGACAGCCAAAGAGAAUACACAAGGUCACAAUUUUCAGGAGCAGAACCUAAACGAGCCAGUAGGCUUAGCUAUACGGACCAGAGUCCAGAGCAAUCUAACAGAUUAAGUAGGAGUAGUCUUAGUGAGCCAUGUUCGUCGCCCAAUGAACAGUAUGACCGACCAGGUUUUAAAGAUGAUGGAGACGAUAGAGCAGGGUGUUCAAGUUUUCAAACAUCCAACGAUAACACCUUUUAUAACAAUUCUGAAAGCCAAAAGGAGUUGGAUACAUAUUCCAGUGGUUAUUCUGAGAUAUCUAAAAGGAUGAUGAGCAAAAUGGGUCACAUGCCUGGCAAAGGUUUGGGUAAAUUUGAAUCUGGUAGAGUAGAACCAGUCCAGGCCUCCACCCAGAAGGGCAGAAGAGGUUUAGGUUUGAAGGCCUCAGUUGUUGGAGAUGCACCCAAGGAAUUUAAAUGGACUCCUGAUGAAUCUCCUCCCGAAGCUACAGAGGAAGUGUUAUGGAUGAACACGCCCCCAGAAGAGACCUUGACAGCAGAUAUUUUGAAAAAAUGGCUGAGAAAGGAUACCAAAAAAUUAACUAUAGAUGACGAGUAUGAUUUUGUAGAUCCACAAAUACUUAGAGGAAUUUUAAAAUCCAAGAAUAUGUUCGAUAACUUGGAUGGUGAAGAUAUGAGGAGUGCCAGAUUUCGCAGCAAUCCCUACGAAACUAUCGGAUCAGUCAUAUUCUUAAACCGUGCAGCUGUUAAGAUGGCUAAUAUGGAUUCAGUGUUUGAUUAUAUGUUUACAAAGCCCAAGAAACAGAGUGGCGAGUGGGCGGUAGACAAAAAGGACUUGUUAUACUUUGCGGAUGUGUGCGCUGGCCCCGGCGGCUUCUCUGAAUAUGUCUUGUUUAAGAGAGGAUGGAGGGCAAAAGGUUUUGGAUUUACUCUAAAAGGCUUGAACGAUUUCAAGUUAUCUGAUUUCCACGCGGGCACUCCAGAAACAUUUAAUCCUUACUAUGGAGUGAAAGACGAUGGCAACAUUUUCGACCCUGCUAACUUGUCUUCACUAAAAGAUUUUGUUUUGAAACAAACUGAUGAUGUUGGAGUACACUUUCUUAUGGCUGAUGGAGGAUUUUCUGUGGAAGGCCAGGAGAACAUUCAAGAGAUAUUGUCGAAGCAGCUGUAUCUGUGCCAAUGCCUUGCGGCGCUGAUGCUCGUGAGGACGGGCGGCCAUUUUGUCGUGAAACUGUUCGACUUGUUCACCGCAUUUAGCGUGGGGCUCGUCUACAUCAUGUACAGGUGUUUUGAAAAAGUGUGCAUUCACAAACCAGUAACAUCUCGGCCCGCCAACUCGGAGCGGUACCUGGUGUGCAAGUGGAAGAAGCCGAACACCGACGCGGCCGAGCAACACCUGUUCUCCGUCAACUCGAUACUGUGGAACAGUCCCAAGAAGAACACGGACGUCGCCGAGCUGGUGCCGUUGUCUGUCAUGCAAGAAGAUCAGGCGUUUUAUGAAUACAUAUAUAAGAGCAAUUGUUCAAUUGGUGAAAAACAAAUAAAAAAUUUGCUGAAAAUCGCUGCAUUUUGCCAAGACAAAAAUUUAAAGGAAGUAAACCAAGCUGAGAUGAGAGAAAAAUGCUUAAAAUUAUGGAAUCUUCCUGAUGAAGUGCGUAAGAAACCAGCUAAAGUUUACCCAAAGGACAUGUUCUCGGACAUCAUGAAGGCAGCGAGUAGCAAAUCCCAUACUCCGUACUCAUAUAAAAAUGAUAAUAUGAAUUCGCCGCCGCGCUAUUUGGAGAAACCACCGGACAUUGCGAACUUGAUUAGAAAUGUGUACGACUGGCGAUUCACUUUCUUGUCUAAUGGGAAGGGUAACCAGAAUUUGACAAUGUAUAUAGGUUGCGGAGGAAAACUUGUGCACCAACUAAUUAACACAAGUUGGAAAUAUUUAUCUAAUAUACAAGUUAUUCUGCCUGCGAAAACGUUAUUGUAUGGAGAGUUAGUCCGUGAGUAUAACGGCCAGGGUUCCAAACAGAUGUACAGCAACGCGCUGCACGUCAUCGACGCCGUGAUGCUCGGCGGGAUCGAUAUAUCGCAGUAUUCACUUGCUGAUCGUAUCAAUCAAUGUAACAUGUUCUGCAACGCUCUGGAGAAACUGGGUAACAAUGAAAUUGUGCCCAUACGAUGCAAGAGGUUCUUUACACUGGAGACAUUCCCGUCAACAAUGGCUAACUUGGAGUAUCGAGCCAUGAAGUUUACGAAGCAAGCACUCACUGUUGACAUCCCGAAGCGAGGCCGCAGGCAAGACGACAACUUGUUCACCACUGUCGGCGCAUUACUUUUUAUAAAGGAAAUUAAGGACCCAUGGAUGGCGCAAAUUUCAAAGAAGAGUGGAGAAAGGUAUUACCAUUAUAUGGGACCAAACAGGAAAUCUAUCAGCCAAUACGAAUUCCCCAGUUCAGCCUGUUUAGACAUGAUCGCCGCUUACAACAACAGAGUUUUGUGGAACUGGGAGGGGGCAAUUGCUAUCUAUGAAGGUCAAUCGAAGAAUGGCGCUACGAGGGCAGAUAUGGAAGAAUAUGUAAAAAGUAAAGUGUAAAUCUUCUACUGACGACUGUAAAAUGAAUUUAUUCUUGGACAUUUUUUUCAAUAUAUACAAUAUUUUAUUAAUAGAUGUUAAAAACAUGUACUGAAUGGGAUAUUACGUGUCUAUGUCUAUGUUAAUGGUAAACAUUGUGAACUGUACUUAUUUAUAAACGCACAUUUGAGCAUAUGUAAAGGAUAACAAAAAAAAAAAGAGAAUUUUCGGAGGCCUUUCAAAAUAACUAUGGGUACUAAAAUAUAAGCGAUUGUUUAUUGGGGCUUAUACAAUGAUGAUAAUAAUAAUUUAAUGCAGGUGAAAACUUCGUUUGCUUGUUUGAUGGUGCCUGUUAGGUUUCAAAGAUUAUUUUGUUAAUUUAGGUCGGAUGAUUUAUUUUGUUCGUUAUCAUCCUUGUUGAUCUAGCUAGCUUGAAAUCAUAUAAUCUUACUUCAAGUCCUUAGUUCAGGCUACAAAAAUUUUUGUACGCUUUCUUGAAUACAAUAUUAUAAGUAUACAUAGAGAAAUGGCGACAUGUCUCAGGUGUACUAAGUGACCCUCGAGGCUUUUAUGAAAUUUACUUAAUGAUAAAAUAUUUAAAACGGUUGUAAGACCUGUUGUGCUGUAUGAAUCAGAAUUUUAGGCGGUAAAAGGGACGGAUAGUAGGAAAAUGCAUGCGAACGAAAUGCGUAUGUUUGUGAUGGAUGUGUGGUGUGACGAGGAGUAAGAAUAGAUAAAAUAAGGAAUCUAUACUAAUAUUAUAAAGCUGAAGAGUUUGUUUGUUUGAUUGAACGCGCUAAUCUCAGGAACUACUGGUCCGAUUUGAAAAAUUCUUUCAGUGUUAGAUAGCCCAUUUAUCGAGGAAAGCUAUAGGCUAUAUAUUAUCUCCGUUUUCCUACGGGAACGGGAACCACGUGGAUAAAACCGCGCGGCGUCGGCUAGUUACUCAUAAAUUGAAAAUGUUUAAUUGAACUUUCUUAUGAGAAAAUAUACGUAAAUAAUGCAGUUUAAGAUUCAAUCUAAAGAAAAUAGCGAUUUCUAAGUAUAGAAAGAUUUAUGGACAUUUUAGUGGACGGCGUGUAUACUCUCCCGGAGUCCCCUUACUAACAAACUAGUCUUUACUAAUAUUAUAAAGCUGAAGAUUUCGUUUGUUUGUUUGGUUGAACGCGCUAAUCUCAACAACUACUGGCCCGAUUUGAAAAAUUCUUUCAGUGUUAUAUAGCCCAUUUAUCGAGAAAGGUUAUAGGCUAUAUGUGAAAGGUUAUAGGCUAUAUGUAUAUUAUCCCUGAACUGUAUUCCUACAAGAACGGGAACCACGCGGGUGAAACCGCGCGACGACAGCUAGUGAGUAUAUAAGAGGAAGUCUGAGUAUGACGCCAAUGGCAGAAAAAUAGUGGGUAGCUUGGUAUGCACAUGUACUGCGGAAGGAUGAAAGUCAUAUUACUAGAAAAAUGUUGAAUUUGCAAGUGGAAGGACGCCAAGAGGAGAGGAAGGCCAAAGAAGAGAUGUUUGGAGUGUUCUACAGGAGGACAAUAGCCGAAACAGUGUCAUUCUAUGUAAGCUAAUUGAUCACCUUUCCCAAAAUAAUCUAUGUAUAAUAUAGGAUAGUAAAUUAUUCCGUUGGUUAGCUGACUGCUAAUCAGGUCGUGACGUCACUUAAAUCCCGUCUAUUGUAGCUCAUCGUGCGUUUACUACUGUAUAAUAUACUUUAUGUCGACUUAUAGAAUAAGAUAGAUAAGUUCUUUGAAAUGUUACCUUAAUUUCAUAACUGGGUUAUAGUUAUAUUCUAUAACUAAAAAUAUUAGGUAUCUACCAAAUUGAGUUUUAAAAACUAUUUUCCUCUAUAUGUUCAGUAUUCAUAAACAAAUGAUAUGGGUUGUUAAAAAUACAUAAUACAAUAUUUAUACACUCUUAGCAAAUACUAUUUGUAUCUGUCUGUAUUUGUAUAUGUCUAUGCAUUCGUAUACUUGAUGUGAAGUAGAAUUGACUUUUUUACAACUAUUGAUUUUAUAAAAAGAAUCAAAGACUUGAGAAACAUUUGCAGAUUUUUAUUGUUAUUUUAAAUGGGAUAUUUUAUGUAUUUAUAGUCCGCGGGCCAGGUCAAUCUUUUCCUCUCGGGUGAUAUCUCAUACUCGAAUUACGAUAGUCAAUCACUACACCUUGUGGGCAUAGCUGAUUUUAACAUAUUGAAGCUAUAAUUUCAUAUUUUCGCUAUAAGGCGUAAAUGAUGGCAAAAAUCGUUGGUCUUUAUACAUGUUUGAAAGCUACCGCUGUUCAAUAACUUUCUUAAUAAAAGCAGUCAGCCUGCUUUCUUCUUCACACAAGAUAAAAUAAAAUGUUAAUUGUAAAUUACAAAUUGUAAUAACAUAAUUAACCAGAGCAUCUGCAGAGUUUCUUGGCGGCAAGCAAAAUCUGCUUUUCGAUGUAGUGGUAGAGGGUAGUCACUGUUCAUUGAAUGACGCGAAUUAUAAAAAUGGUUUUUAUUUGAAUUAUCACCCAAGAGAAACAUGUUUGUGGCAUACUUUUACUGGCUCACAAACUAUUCUUUAAUUUAAGUCUUAAACAUAGAUAAGUGUAAGUCAAUGUUAACUGUUACUUUUCGGAAGAAAUAUUAUUAAAAGAAAGUAAAAUAUU